Monodelphis domestica (gray short-tailed opossum) is the source of this 1966-nucleotide messenger RNA. It is a transcript of the gene PTGES2, whose product is annotated as prostaglandin E synthase 2. Gene Ontology annotation, cellular component: mitochondrion. Gene Ontology annotation, molecular function: prostaglandin-E synthase activity. Lineage: Eukaryota; Metazoa; Chordata; Mammalia; Didelphimorphia; Didelphidae. The record is from RefSeq and is a predicted model, not a curated record.
CUAGGGAAUCCCAGGAUCCUUUGCAGACCUUAGGACACGGAUGAGAAAAGACCUGUGUGCAGAGUCACCAAACAGACCAGAGGCAACGCUGGGUCUUAGACCACGUUCCACGUUCGGAAGUACGUCCCCGCCCGCCCACAGCACCCUCUCUUCCUUCCGGGGAGUUCUUGUGGCAGUUUCCAAGGACAAAUCCAGAGCCUGGGGAACUAUGUCUCUUUAAGGUCAAAGCUUCCUUUGUUUCCCGAGCCCGCCCGCCUAGAGUUCGCAGCCCAUGCGCAGUGAAAAUGGCUGUGGCCGUGGCUGCCGUACGCGCGAGCUGGCGCUGUGCGAGGCCCGUGGGCUGGAGACUGGGUUGCAGUCCGGGCCAGAGCCGGGCCGGACUCUCCGGAGCUGCCGGGCGGUGGUCCGGGGCGACGCCCAAAGGGGCCCCGAGAUUGCUAGGGGUGGCGGCGCUGGCCCUCGGGGGAGCGUUGGGGAUCUGCCACACUGUGCGGAGUCGUCUGAAGUCCCAAGAGCAGCUGGCCGAGCAGGCGGCCCCCCAGCUUGCUGAGGGCCGUCUGCAACUGACUCUGUACCAGUAUAAGACUUGUCCUUUCUGCAGCAAGGUCCGAGCCUUUCUGGACUUCCAUGCUUUGCCAUAUGAGGUAGUAGAGGUAAACCCUGUUCGGAGGCAGGAAAUCAAAUUCUCCUCCUACAGGAAGGUGCCUAUUCUGCUUGCCCAGGAAGGAGACUUACUACAACAACUAAACGACUCCUCCGUGAUCAUUAGCGCACUCAAGACAUUCCUGGUAUCUGGGAAGAACCUGGAGGAAAUCAUCUCCUAUUACCCUUCAAUGAAGGCAGUGAAUGAGCAGGGGAAGGAGGUGACUGAGAUUGGCAAUAAAUAUUGGCUCAUGCUGAAUGAAAAGGAGACCCAACGUGUCUACAGCGGAAAAGAAGCUCGAACGGAGGAGAUGAAAUGGCGACAGUGGGCAGAUGACUGGCUGGUGCAUCUCAUCUCACCCAACGUCUACCGAACCCCCACUGAAGCCCUGGCUUCCUUUGAUUACAUCGUCCACGAAGGCAAGUUUGGGGCUGUGGAAGGAGCAGUGGCCAAGUAUGUGGGUGCAGCCGCCAUGUUUGUCAUCAGCAAGAGACUCAAGAGCCGGCAUCACCUACAAGAUGAUGUUCGAGAGGACCUGUACCAGGCAGCAAACCAGUGGGUGGCAGCAGUUGGCAAAGACAGGCCCUUCAUGGGGGGAAAGGAGCCCAACCUUGCUGACUUGGCAGUAUACGGCGUGCUGCGUGUGAUGGAGGGGCUGGAGGCCUUUGAGGACAUGAUGUGCCAUACCCGAAUUGGGCCUUGGUACCUUCGAGUGGAGAAAGCAAUUGCUGAGGCUCAAGGAAACUACUGAUUGUCCCUUGUGCUUCUCUCUCACAGGGGGCCCAAGGAUAAGGGACUUGUGAAUUCUAGAGCCAUGGGACUGGCCACAAGCAGGGAGGGGCUGCGAGGCCUCCUGGUCCACUCUGUCUCUCUCUCUCAUCCAGCUCCCUGGAAUCUAACGCUGAGCCAGCCUAUUUUUGAUCCUAGGUGAGCUGUUAGAGCCCCAGACUGUGGAGCUGAGGAAUGAGCAGAGUCCUUUUUAGGGCUGCCCUUGAUCCCAGGAAGGUUGAGAUCUCCACCCAGAACUCAUGGACUGUUACUAUUUAUUUCUGGUCUUCCUUAAGGGCUCCAUAGACUUCUCUGCCAGCCUGCCCUGGUGGCUUUCUCUGGACUCUGAAUGUCUAGGAGGAGGGCCCUGAAACACUGAGAGAGGGGCCAUAGAAUAGUCCUAGGAUAUUUUCUGAGAAAUUGCAGGAUUUCUGGCCUCGGGCCAAAUGGUUCCUUACUGCCCGGGUGUCCUUGCCUUCACUUGUAGGGGUCUUAGAGGAAGGCCUCUUCAGCUGUGAGUCAUGUUUGCAAUAAAAAAAUGGUUUGCUGCUCCAA